Callithrix jacchus (white-tufted-ear marmoset) is the source of this 4586-nucleotide messenger RNA. It is a transcript of the gene TRIM37, whose product is annotated as tripartite motif containing 37. Lineage: Eukaryota; Metazoa; Chordata; Mammalia; Primates; Cebidae. Gene Ontology annotation, biological process: aggresome assembly; protein autoubiquitination; protein monoubiquitination. Gene Ontology annotation, molecular function: ubiquitin protein ligase activity; tumor necrosis factor receptor binding; ubiquitin protein ligase binding. The record is from RefSeq and is a predicted model, not a curated record. Gene Ontology annotation, cellular component: ESC/E(Z) complex; peroxisomal membrane; aggresome.
ACCGGCGCCGGCUGGGACCUGAGGCACGCAACGCGGAGGAAGCUAACCGCCAAGUCUCGUGUGCGUUCUGCAACGCGGGAACUACGCGAACCUUCCCCGCUCCUCCCCUCCCGCAGCGUCCUGAGCGCAUGCGCUUCGCGCCUUCCCUCGCCGGCGCACCCCCAGCUGCCCUGGUUACCGUUGGUGUUUGCUAAUUCUCUGCGGUGCCUUCUUCGCCCAACUCCAGCGAUUCCAGACGCGCGCGGCCGCGUCACGUGGGCCGAGGUUCCCUCGCGGCUGCUGGCCGGCGGCUCAGCCGGGAGGAAAGAUCUGCGGCCGCCGCUCGCCCUACCUCUGCGCCCCGGGGUGGGCGCACGGGUAAAAAUGGCGAAAUGGGGGUAGUCGGCGCCGGACCUGAAGCGAUGGGGCGCGAAGGUGGGGCGGUUGUCGGAACCCCCUGACGUGGGCGCCUUGCUUUUCUCGGUGAUUUGAUCUGGCGACCUCGGGCCGGCGCCUAAGAGGUCAAACUACGGAGUCCGCGGGUCGCCGACGGCCCCGCAGAGAGCCGGAGGCAAUGGAUGAACAGAGCGUGGAGAGCAUUGCUGAGGUUUUCCGAUGUUUCAUUUGUAUGGAGAAAUUGCGGGAUGCACGCCUGUGUCCUCAUUGCUCCAAGCUGUGUUGUUUCAGCUGUAUUAGGCGCUGGCUGACAGAGCAGAGAGCUCAAUGUCCUCAUUGCCGUGCUCCACUCCAGCUACGAGAACUAGUAAAUUGUCGUUGGGCAGAAGAAGUAACACAACAGCUUGAUACUCUUCAACUCUGCAGUCUCACCAAACAUGAAGAAAAUGAAAAGGACAAAUGUGAAAAUCACCAUGAAAAACUUAGUGUGUUUUGCUGGACUUGUAAGAAGUGUAUCUGCCAUCAGUGUGCACUUUGGGGAGGAAUGCAUGGCGGACAUACCUUUAAACCUUUGGCAGAAAUUUAUGAACAGCACGUCACUAAAGUGAAUGAAGAGGUAGCCAAACUUCGUCGGCGUCUCAUGGAACUGAUCAGCUUAGUUCAGGAAGUGGAAAGGAACGUAGAAGCUGUAAGAAAUGCAAAAGAUGAGCGUGUUCGGGAAAUUAGGAAUGCAGUGGAGAUGAUGAUUGCACGGUUAGACACACAGCUGAAGAAUAAGCUUAUAACACUGAUGGGUCAGAAGACAUCUCUAACUCAAGAAACAGAACUUUUGGAAUCCUUACUUCAGGAGGUGGAGCACCAGUUGCGGUCUUGUAGUAAGAGUGAGUUGAUAUCUAAGAGCUCAGAGAUCCUUAUGAUGUUUCAGCAAGUUCAUCGGAAGCCCAUGGCAUCUUUUGUUACCAAUCCUGUUCCACCAGACUUUACCAGUGAAUUAGUGCCAUCUUAUGAUUCAGCUACUUUUGUUUUAGAGAAUUUCAGCACUUUGCGUCAGAGAGCAGAUCCUGUUUACAGUCCACCUCUUCAAGUUUCAGGACUUUGCUGGAGGUUAAAAGUUUACCCAGAUGGAAAUGGAGUUGUGCGAGGUUACUACUUAUCUGUGUUUCUGGAACUCUCAGCUGGCUUGCCUGAAACUUCUAAAUACGAAUAUCGUGUAGAGAUGGUUCACCAGUCUUGUAAUGAUCCUACAAAAAAUAUCAUUCGAGAAUUUGCAUCUGACUUUGAAGUUGGAGAAUGCUGGGGCUAUAAUAGAUUUUUCCGUUUGGACUUACUUGCAAAUGAAGGAUACUUGAAUCCACAAAAUGAUACAGUGAUUUUAAGGUUUCAGGUACGUUCACCAACUUUCUUUCAAAAAUGCCGGGACCAGCAUUGGUACAUUACUCAGUUGGAAGCUGCACAGACUAGUUAUAUCCAACAAAUAAACAACCUUAAAGAGAAACUUACUAUUGAGCUGUCUCGAACUCAGAAAUCAAGAGAUUUGUCACCACCAGAUAACCAUCUCAGCCCCCAAAAUGAUGAUGCUCCUGAGACACGAGCUAAGAAGUCUGCGUGCUCUGACAUGCUUCUCGAGGGUGGUCCUACAGCUUCUAUAAGACAGGCCAAAGAGGAUGAAGAAGAUGAGGAGAAGAUUCAAAAUGAAGAUUAUCAUCAUGAGCUUUCAGAUGGAGAUCUGGAUCUGGAUCUUGUUUGUGAGGAUGAAGUAAAUCAGCUUGAUGGCAGCAGUUCCUCUGCUAGUUCCACAGCAACAAGUAAUACAGAAGAAAAUGAUAUUGAUGAAGAAACUAUGUCUGGAGAAAAUGAUGUGGAAUAUAACAACAUGGAGUUAGAAGAGGGGGAACUCAUGGAAGAUGCAGCUGCUGCAGGACCUCCAGAUAGUAGCCAUGGCUAUGUGGGUGCCAGUAGUAGAAUGUCAAGAAGAACACAUUUAUGCUCUGCUGCUACCAGUAGUUUACUAGACAUUGAUCCAUUAAUUUUAAUACAUUUGUUGGACCUUAAGGACCGGAGCAAUAUAGAAAAUUUGUGGGGCUUACAGCCUCGCCCACCUGCUUCACUUUUGCAGCCCACAGCAUCAUAUUCUCGUAAAGAUAAAGACCAAAGGAAGCAGCAGGCAAUGUGGAGAGUGCCCUCUGAUUUAAAGAUGCUAAAAAGACUCAAAACUCAAAUGGCCGAAGUUCGAUAUAUGAAAACUGAUGUAAAGAAUACACUUUCAGAAAUAAAAAGCAGCAGUGCUACUACUUCUGGAGACAUGCAGACAAGCCUUUUUUCUGCUGACCAGGCAGCUCUGGCUGCAUGUGGAACUGAAAACUCUGGCAGAUUACAGGAUUUGGGAAUGGAACUCCUGACAAAGUCAUCAGUUGCCAAUUGUUACAUACGAAACUCCACAAAUAAGAAGAGUAAUUCGCCCAAGCCAGCUCGGUCCAGUGUAGCAGGUAGUCUAUCACUUCGAAGAGCAGUAGACCCUGGGGAAAGUAGUCGUUCAAAGGGAGACUGUCAGCCACUGCCUGAAGGCUCCCCAGGAAGCUCUCAGUCUGGGAGCAGGCACAGUUCUCCCCAAGCCUUGAUACAUGGCAGUGUCAGUGAUAUUCUGCCAAAAACUGAAGAUCGGCAGUGUAAAGCUUUGGAUUCAGAUGCUGUUGUGGUUGCAGUUUUCAGUGGUUUACCUGCUGUUGAGAAAAGGAGGAAAAUGGUCACCUUGGGGGCUAAUGCUAAAGGAGGUCAUCUGGAAGGACUGCAGAUGACUGAUUUGGAAAAUAAUUCUGAAACUGGAGAGUUACAGCCUGUACUACCUGAGGGAGCUUCAGCUGCCCCUGAAGAAGGAAUGAGUAGCGACAGUGACAUUGAAUGUGACACUGAGAAUGAGGAGCAGGAAGAGCACACCAGUGUGGGCGGGUUUCACGACUCUUUCUUGGUCAUGACACAACCCCCGGAUGAAGAUACACAUUCCAGUUUUCCUGAUGGUGAACAAAUAGGCCCUGAAGAUCUCGGCUUCAAUACAGAUGAAAACAGUGGAAACUAAUUGCCAAAUCAAGAGAACUGACUUGCAAGCUACAUUGACCCAGAAUUUUGCUAUAGUUGGUGCUCAAUUUUGUCAUCAGUCAGAUAAUCAGAUUUGGUCUUACUUUUUCAUUACCUGAAAGAGUAAUUUGGAAACUGUCGAAAGGUUGCACAAUUUAGAAUAACAUCACAGUAGUAGAUGGGAAAAAACAAUAUGGGAAGAGUUCUUUGUAAUGUAAGGAAAUGACAGUGUAGUUCUCUAUUAAUGUAGCAAAUGUGUGCAUUCACAAAAGGCAGUUUUAACUGCCAGAAAAUGUACCCCCAGGUCAUGCAUGCCCUCAGUAACCUGCUCAGCAUUGGUGCUCUACUGUCUUUGGCUAGAACUUAGUUGUGUCUAAAUGAUCACCUUUAUAUUUGGGGUUUUAAUUACACUUUAGUUACAGUUCCAUUAGUGCCUAUAGAUUAGUGACCAGAACAAUUGCUUAUGAACAGAUUCUGCCCUGUAGACACUUUAUGUGAAUAACUGAAGUAACCCUAGACUGAGUCUCCUCUUUGGGUAGGUAUCUUCUCUCAUUAUUUCAAGUACAGGCACACUGUUGAUUGGCAUGUAAUCUUCCUUUUGUGUCACUUCUGCAAGUGUAAUUUUAAAUAAGUUAACAUGGACUUGUUCUGUUCCUGGUCCUGUAAACACAUCUAAGAUUAUUUAAAAUUAUUUCAUUUUUUUCUGCCUCUUACCAUACAACUGUAGUGCAACAAAUAUUUUAAAGCCCCUUUUUUCUUCAUUUUCAUUAGUUGGACAUUGAUUUCAGUGUCAACACAUUUAAAGAUUCAUUUAUGUUGCACAGUGGCUUAUAUGAAAGUGAAACUGAUAUAAGAUUUUCUUUCAUACUUACAAUUAGCCCAAAACAGUUUCCACACUUUGCCAUUGUGCUCUUGCAUUUGUGUUUGAGCUGCUGUGUAUUGUGAAAAUUACAUUGAAAGUUGACUAAGAGACUAUUAACAACGCAUGAUAAUUAUACAUGUGAGAGACAUCUGCUGUAUUUUACUUAGUGAAUAUUAUUCACUUGUCCGUGUCUGAUGUCUUGCUGAAUGCUGUGACUCAGUUUACUUUUGUUCAAAAUAGUUUGCACUUUUUUAAAUAAAAUCAACUUGAGAAAAUA